Chelonus insularis is the source of this 1918-nucleotide messenger RNA. RefSeq lists its product as uncharacterized. The record is from RefSeq and is a predicted model, not a curated record. NCBI's taxonomy places the organism in Eukaryota, Metazoa, Arthropoda, Insecta, Hymenoptera, Braconidae. The coding region runs from base 48 to 1496 and encodes 482 amino acids. The transcript has 2 exons.
AGAAAGGUGGUAAACAUUUCAUAUUGCUAUAAUUAUAACAUAUAAUAAUGCCAUUAAAAUUUGUGGUGAAUCAAAAAGGUGGAGAUAAUCUUGUGGAUGAAGACGGUUACAUAUAUGUAUAUCAUCACGAUGGAGUUAAUAAUAAAUACAUUUGGCGUUGUGAAUUUUACGCUGGAGGACCAUGCGGUAAAUGUCUGGCUCGUAUUCACACAACCUCUAAAGACAAGGAUGGUAAAAUAAUCGAAAUGAUAAAUAGCCAUCAUCAUAGACCAGAUGCUGCCAGAUUGAAAUCACUAAAAGUGAUGGAACUAUUGAAGAGAAAGGCUAAGCGUUCUACAAAACCCAGUAGUGUUGUUGUUGCGUCAUUGCUUGAGAAUGUUGAUCCUGCUGUAUUAUGUCAACUAGCUAGUCCUCACAGUUUAGCAAAGACUGUACAACGUGUUCGUAAUAAGAACGUUAAUGUGAUAUUACCAAAUCCAAAGUCUGUUGAUAAUCUUACUAUUCCUGAAGGUUAUCGCGUGUAUAGUGAACGAAAAAUUGAUUUUUUAAAAUAUGAUUCUAAGGACUCAAAUGUGGCUAGUAGUGAACGUUUACUGAUAUUUACGACUGACAAUAACUUAUCAGUACUAAGAAAUGCUGAAGUGUGGUAUGCAGAUGGAACAUUCCAAACUGUUCCGCGAAUAUUUUAUCAAUUAUAUACUAUACAUGCAAAUGUGAAUGAUGCAGUUGUGCCACUUGUUUAUGUUCUUGUUACUGGUAAAUUUAAAUCUGUUUAUGUUGAAAUAUUGAAACAAUUACAAAUACUUGAGCCACGUUUAGAUCCAAAGACAAUAAUAGUAGAUUUUGAAAUAGCAUUUAUACAUGCUGUUAAAGAAGUGUUUCCUAAUGUUCUUGUCAAAGGCUGCUUUUUCCAUUAUACUCAAGCUAUCUGGCGAAAAAUACAGGCUUACCAUUUACAGAACAAUUAUGCUAAGGACUCUGAAUAUGCAUUAAAUUUAAAAAUGUUAUUCGCAAUACCGUUUGUGCCAGAAUGUGAUGUUGUAGCUGCAUAUGAUGAAUUAAUAUCAACUGAUUUUUAUAUUAAACAUGAGAGUGAAUUAGAAGAAUUGCUAAGUUAUUAUGAGAACAUAUGGUUAGGUAAAAUGAAUCGUCGGAAACGUCGUGGUGGUGGAAAAUAUGCAUUGUCGUUAUGGAAUCAGUAUAGUAAUACUAUCAAUGGGAUUGGAAGAACCAAUAAUAAUGUUGAAGCUUGGCACAAUGCAUUAAAAACUCGUGCACAAGCAUGUCACUUAAAUAUUUGGAAAUUUAUUGAUUUAUUAAGAAAUGAGCAAGUAUUAUCUGAUGUCAAGUUGGAAGGUUUUGUUAGUGGAGCAAAAAGUAAACCAAAAAGACGAAAGUAUCGUGAUAAAGAAUCAAAAAUCAAAAGAAUAGUUGACAGUUAUGACUUAAAUGAUGUUUUGUCUUUUCUAAGAGGAAUUGCACAUAAUUUAUAUUAAGAAAUUCAUAUUGAAUUUUUUUGUGCUAAUAUACUAAUGUACAAAUGAAUAGAACAAGAAAAAAAUAUUAUAUGUUGAAGGCUCGCAGCUGUUAAGAAAGCUGAAGAAUUGUAUUUAUUUUUUUUUCCAGUCUAGACUGGUUUCCAGCUCGAGAAGUAUUGUGAUAAAAAAUCAAAAAUCAAAAAAAAAGUUUAAAAUUAUGACUUAAAUAAUGUUUUGUCUUUCCUAAAACGAGUACAAUUUCCAUAGAGAUAUUAAUAUUAAAGUUUUUUUUUAUAAAAAAUCUAAAUAAUUGGCAGUAAAUUUUUACUUUGAUGACGUUAAUAACUAGUAACAAGAAAAACAAAGAUUUAUGUAUCAUUUUAUGCUAAAAGUAAUUAACAUUCGAAUUGUUAAUUAAUGUGAUGAAUAAAGCAAAGAUU